Molecule: messenger RNA, 2948 nt
Organism: Anopheles bellator
Lineage: Eukaryota; Metazoa; Arthropoda; Insecta; Diptera; Culicidae
Gene: slbo
Product: CCAAT/enhancer-binding protein
Exons: 1
Coding region: 447-1904 (485 amino acids)
Biological process (GO): DNA-templated transcription; regulation of transcription by RNA polymerase II
Molecular function (GO): DNA-binding transcription factor activity, RNA polymerase II-specific; RNA polymerase II cis-regulatory region sequence-specific DNA binding
Source: RefSeq, a predicted model, not a curated record
AAAAGGCGAACCAAGCAAGCCGACGACAGACUCACGUCCGCGAUUCCCGGGGGUCCUUCAGUGAUUUUCGCCGAGUAAUCUCCGAGGAUGUGUAACGUGUAAACAAUGCUGCUGUGACAUCGUCGAUCGACAAAGCGGCCAAGGACUUCCGUGUUCCGUGAAGCUCGUGAUCGGAUAAACCAUGGAUCGGUUCCUCUUCUGGAUCUACAACGAAUGGCGACCAGCAGCGGGGAGUGCAAGAUCGUGUCCCGUGUCACAGUGAACAAUUGCGAGCAGUGAGAGUGUCUAACCUAGGACUGUGCCGUUUGUUGUGCAAUAUCAGUACGCCAGAGAAAGUGCAAUCCUUCCGGCGGGGGUCUCGGGAUCCGCUAGCUAUUGUGGCUGUGUGCGUGUCAGUGCGUGUCCGUGGGCUCUUUCCGUGGCCAGUGUGAGACCCGCCCAAAAAUAUGGAAUCGCCGCAAAUGUACGAUACGAAUCAAAUCCCAGUGCGCAGUGAUAUCAAGAAGCUAACGAUGGCCGCCAACAACAGUGCGAACGGUACGAACGGUACGGCCAACGGGGCGUCACCGACCAGCGCCAACGGGGCGAACAACAACAACAACAACAACUCGCCGACGGCGAUUAAUCAGAACACGCUGGCACUGAAGCAGCAGCAGCAGCAUGGGCCAGCCCAACAGCAACAGCAGGUCCAGCAACAGCCCCAGCAAGUCGUGCAGCAGCAGGUUCAGCAGCAGGUCCAACAGCAGCUACAACAGACUCAGCAGCAGCAGCAGCAGCAGCAACAGCAACAGCAGCAACUUGGGCUGGGACCGCACCAGACCAACGGAACGAAUGGGUUGCUGUCGGGCGGGAAUCUGCUGUCGAAGCAGAUGCUCCAGCAGAUCCAGUACUCGCAGAGCGAACUGGAUGAGCUGACGUCACAGGAGAUCUCGCUCGAUCUGCAGCACCUGAUCGACGACCAGUUCCGCGACCCGGAAGCGCUCGGCAUCUUCACCGAGAUGGUGACGGUCGGCAGCACGAACGGGACGAUGUCGAACCCGCUCGUCCAGACGGCGGCCGCCAAGGCGCUCCAGCUGCAGCAGGCCCGCCUGUCGCAGCACACCAACGGUUCCAACAGCUACCAGCGAUCUCUGGCGUACAUGCCGCAGCCCGUCCACACCGGUGCCGCCUACGGGAGCACUUCGAGCGACGAGAACAGUUCGGUCGGGUCGUCGGCCGACUCGGCCAACAUCAAGGAGGAACCGCUCGACCCCAACGAGUACCGCCGGCAGCUGCUGGCCAACGGGGCCGCCGGUGCAGCUUCCGCCGGGGCCCAGUUUAUGGGCACCGUCAACGGUUACCAGCUGCCGGGCGGAGCGGGUUCCGGCACCGCGAACGGUGCAGGUCCUGGCGGAGUGGUGGUGAACGGUGGUGGACCGCUGGGUGGGGCGGGUGGCGGGACGACACCCAGCUACGUCACCAAUGGGAACGGGAACAGCUUCUCGAACAGCCUGACGCCCGCCACGGUCCUGCACCACCAGGCGCUCCCGCAUCUGAGCGGGGCGGCCUCCCAGCACCUGGCGAACCUCACCAAACACAGCAAGCUGAUGCCGCACGUCGGGCGCAAGACGCAGCAGAAGGUGGUGGACAAGGGCACGGACGAGUACCGGCGGCGGCGCGAGCGGAACAACAUCGCGGUGCGGAAGUCGCGCGAAAAGGCGAAGGUGCGGUCGCGCGAGGUCGAGGAGAAGGUGAAGGCGCUGCUGAAGGAGAAGGACGUGCUGAUCCGGAAGAUCGAGGAGAAGAACAACGAGAUCACGCUGUACAAGCAGCUCUACAUGCACCUGAUGAACCACAGCAACCCGGAGAUCAACCAGAUCUGCCGCAGCGCCCUGAACCUGUCCAACAUGAGCGACCACAUGUGAGCCAAGGUCCCGGGGAUCCCGGGACCACCCAAUCCCUGGUACGCGCUAUAGAAUCAGAGUGUUGCAGCAGGCGAACGCGUCGUCCGCUUCCGGCACGUGUUUCGCGCACGGUUUGCGCUUCGAAUGGAACCAAAGACAGAGACGGACUCUCGCGCGAGUGUAUAGGUGUUGCGGCGGGCAGUGACUCCGUGAAGUGAACGCACGCACGCACACAGGACGAAGGACGCGGGUGAUCGUUGUUAGCUAAGGAUACGCGCAGAAGGCUGGUAGAAGUUGAAGAAGCGGAGCGGACGCGGAAAACAAUACGGCGAACCGGAAGGGGGGAAGCGGGGGGCGGAAUCAAUCGGAAUCGGGGAACAGGCAACUACUACUGUAAUCAUCUGUGACACACGGAGCGUGAAACAAUUUAAGCAACUUAAAUACCUGUACAUAGCGUCUAAGGUACUGCGUCUCUACUGUUUACGUUAUUGUAGUAAUUAUUAAUAAUAUUAUUGUGGUCGCGGGGCGCUCCCCGGGCUGGGUGGGGCCUCACCUCUCUCCCGACGUCCCGAGAACUGUGCAACUGAGUGAAGGCGGUGGGCGUGUAGCGUACGAAGCAAUGGACGGUUUUGUAGCUCCCACUUAAGACCCCCUUCUUCCACAUCGAAUCGAAUCGAAACAAAACCACGGACACGGGACAGCUGCUGAUAAGACUUGACUGUUUUCUCCUCUUAAUUGACCGCAACGAAUUAAUCGCCAUUCUUCAUUCGCUACACAUGAUUUGUUUUUGGUUUUGAUUUUCGCAAAUCUACCCAUUCGAAUGGCAAGGCUGUCUGCUCCCGCGUGCAGGUUAGGUGUCGAGGAGGAGUGUGCAGGAGAUCUAGACCUAUAGCUAGUGUGAGUGAGAGAGAAAAUAUAUAUAUAUUUUUGUAUAAAACACUGAACAACACACCUGACCUCUCUUCUUUCCUCUAUCACUAACCCAGGUGCCGGUACCUUCAACCUUUUCUUCUGCCCUCUGAGAACUCGGUUUCUUUAGUUACUUUGAUUUUUCUGCUCCAUUUA